This is a messenger RNA of Loxodonta africana (African savanna elephant), 2235 nucleotides long. Its product is annotated as potassium voltage-gated channel subfamily H member 2-like. The record is from RefSeq and is a predicted model, not a curated record. Gene Ontology annotation, molecular function: inward rectifier potassium channel activity. The transcript has 15 exons. Gene Ontology annotation, cellular component: plasma membrane. The coding region runs from base 1 to 2235 and encodes 744 amino acids. Gene Ontology annotation, biological process: potassium ion transmembrane transport; membrane repolarization during action potential; regulation of ventricular cardiac muscle cell membrane repolarization. Lineage: Eukaryota; Metazoa; Chordata; Mammalia; Proboscidea; Elephantidae.
AUGCCGGUGCGGAGGGGCCACGUCGCGCCGCAGAAUACGUUCCUGGACACCAUCAUCCGCAAGUUUGAAGGCCAGACCUCGGCACUGUCCCCCAGCCUCCUUAUGGGGACUACAGCACCCCUAACGCUGCCCUGUCUGGCUCUCGAGGCAGAUGUGGAGGGGGCCGGCCUCGGCCCGGGCGCUGAGGGGGCGGCAGUCUGCUGGCUGCCUGCCCGGGGGAAGCCACGCAGCCAGCCCGCGGGUCGGGCGGGGAAGGGGGCGCACUCGCCGGGUUGUGCCCCGCGGAGGCACCUGUGUCGGGCGCAGCUGCGCUCGCCCCCUGCUGGGGACCCUAGUCCCCGCUGCCGCAAGUUUAUCAUCGCCAACGCUCGGGUGGAGAACUGCGCCGUCAUCUACUGCAACGACGGCUUCUGCGAGCUGUGCGGCUACUCGCGGGCAGAGGUGAUGCAGCGGCCCUGCACCUGCGACUUCCUGCACGGGCCGCGCACGCAGCGCCGCGCCGCCGCGCAGAUCGCGCAGGCCCUGCUGGGUGCCGAGGAGCGCAAAGUGGAGAUCGCCUUCUACCGGAAGGAUGGUGUGGGCAUGUUGAAUCAGGUGUCUCUGCUCAGCCACCGCCUCCCAGCCCAGCUGCUCCUGGCUUCGAGAGAGCAGAUAAACAGAGCCCUGGGCGGGCCCGUUGGGCCCAGCUCUGUGCAGUAUCAGGGCCUGGAGCCAGACAGCCCCAUUAUUCAGUUGCGGGGACUGCUGGGAGUUGGGGGUCGCUGUCUGGCUUCCCCCACCUCUGACUAUCCUGGCCUGGUCUCUGUGUCCCCAGGAGCCUGUGCGUGGGUGGAGAUGGGGGUGUCUCUGGAGGAGAGUCUGAAGCUUCUCCACUUCAGCUGCAGGCCGGUUGCCAUGACUCUGGCCUUCCAGUCUACAGUCACUUCUUGCGGUAAUGGUUUUUGGCGGAUCCUGCCAUGUUCCUCCACACUGAGGCCAUUUCUCCUGGGCCUCUCCUCGACUUUCCCCAGCGCCUUCCCUGUGUUUGGAGGCCGGGAGAACUGGGCUGGGGGACGGAUUGCGGAUGGGGCUGUUCUGCACCAGGCAUGUCUGCCAGGCCAGCAACGCUGCACCUUCCAUUCCUCGGACCUUCCCUUGGCCCGGGCUCCGCUGCUUCUGGAGUGUGGGCUGUGCCUGCCACAAAGUGGCUCCUGGUGGAACUGCAGCCUUGGCCCGGCUCUGGGCAGUGUCGGCACCUUCCUGACAUUGGCCUCUGCCCCUGGGUACUGGGAUGCGGGUGCUGAGCAAGGGAGCUGCUUCCUGUGCCUGGUGGACGUGGUACCCGUGAAGAAUGAGGACGGGGCUGUCAUCAUGUUCAUCCUCAACUUCGAGGUGGUGAUGGAGAAGGACAUGGUGGGCUCCCCAGCUCGGGACACCAAUCACCGAGGCCCCCCUACCAGCUGGUUGGCCCCAGGCCGCGCCAAGACCUUCCGCCUGAAGCUACCUGCGCUGCUGGCGCUGACCGCCCGGCAGUCGUCAGUGCGGUCUGGGGGCACUGGCGGCUCGGGAGCUCCAGGGGCUGUGGUGGUGGACGUGGACCUGACGCCUACAGCGCCCAGCGAGUCACUGGCCCUGGACGAGGUGACGGCGCUGGACAAUCACGUGGUAGGGCCCGGGCCGGCUGAGGAGCAGCGCGCGCUUGUGGGCCCCGGCUCGCCGCCCAGCCGCGCCCCCGCCCCGCAUUCGCCUUUGGCGCACAGCCUCAACCCCGACGCCUCGGGCUCCAGUUGCAGCCUGGCCCGGACCCGCUCCAGAGAGAGCUUCGCCAGUGUGCGCCGUGCCUCCUCGGCCGACGACAUUGAGGCCAUGCGUGCUGGGGCGCUGCCCCCGCCACCUCCACGCCAUGCCAGCACUGGGGCCAUGCACCCCCUACGCAGUGGCCUGCUUAACUCCACGUCAGACUCGGACCUUGUACGCUACCGCACCAUUAGCAAGAUCCCCCAAAUCACACUCAACUUUGUGGACCUCAAGGGUGACCCCUUCCUGGCUUCACCCACCAGUGACCGGGAGAUCAUAGCCCCCAAAAUAAAGGAGCGGACCCAUAACGUCACUGAGAAGGUCACCCAGGUAGGCGCCCAUCUCCUCGGCUCUCACCUCACCUUGGAGGAGCUUGGAGGGGGAGGUGUGGGCAGGUGCCUGGCCAGGGAUGGGGAGUGGCUGAGGUCAAGAGGAGGGGAUGGAGGGGGUGGCCAGUGA